Didymodactylos carnosus is the source of this 1225-nucleotide messenger RNA. Lineage: Eukaryota; Metazoa; Rotifera; Eurotatoria; Philodinida; Philodinidae. The record is from the annotation of a GenBank genome assembly.
CGAUAUAUUCACGUAAUCGAUUAACGUAAGUUUCAUUUAUUUUAAAAUUAUGGUUGACAUAGAUACGAUUUGCUAAUUUUAAUUUUAUAUGUUCACCAUUCGAAUUCUUUAGUAAAUGUGUUUGUUCGAAAUGUUACGUCAAUGUAUUUAAAUAUUUAAAAUUAGAAAAAAUGAGACCAUCCGAAGAGCUUUUGUUGAUUAUAUGUCCACAUUAUUUUCUUAGUGGUACUAAAACACAACAACAACUGUUAGUCAAAGCCGACAUUGAUUAUCGUUACGAUAAGAUAUUCGAAAUAAUUUUGCCGUCGGUAACUAAUUGGAACAAUUCUCUUCUGUUAACAAUGUAUUAUAUAACUACCGUUUUAUACCAGAAUUUCAAACUUAGAUUCAAAUAAAAGACGAGAAAAGUUGUUUCGAUAUACUAUGUCUAAAAAAACGUAUGUCAGAAGAAUUACUAUAGCAAUGUAUUCAUUCACAUUGGAAGUGUUGUUUAUUCCACACUUUUGUAACUGAUUGAAUGAUUGAUUGUCUUUGUCGUUCUCUAGAAAAGACGCUUUCCACUAACAACCACUUUUACUUUUCGCUUUUUUUCUACUCUUUUGUUGUGAAAAAAUUUAACUUUCUUUGGAUUAACAGUUUAUAAGAAAGUUAUUUAAAUAAUUUAUUGCACACCAGCGAACGUUUUAUAUUGCUUGCCGUUAAAUUGGAUAUAAUUAGCGCCCAUUGUGGUACGAUUCGUAAAAAAGGAAAAGACUUAACCGUUGAACAUUUAAAAGAUCUAUAAGAUGAAAUAUUAAAAAAAGACAAGAGUUCGUCAAGUGUCACUGACAAAAUAUUGAAUGCUCUUGGUUAUAUUGACAAGACAACGCUCUCACAUCCAUUGAUCUUGGCACAUCCGAUACACAUUUCUCUGAUUGAUACACUGAAAAAUAUAUUAGAAAAAUGGCAAUUAAGUGUACUUAAUACGAGUGAUACUGUAUCAGGUCAACGAACGAAUUUGUUUAGUCUAAUAACAAGUUUUUUAUUAAAUUUAAUUAAUAAUCAGUUAAACACUGAAACAUUAUCGAAUUUUGAAACAUUAUUAUUACGUAGAGGACUAAUUGAUACCGUUCAAAGUAUUCUAAUAGGUGAUCGUGAAAAAUAUUUAACUGACGAUAGUAAUAGUCAGAAUUUUUCUGCCUUAAUACAAAUACUGGCCCAACUAUUGACCAUAAAACCGAUGUGA